CCCGCACCCCCCAUUUCAGUGUGAAAUAUUUAGAUCGCAUUGGCUUCUCUUCCUCCGCAUGUUUCAGAACAGUAGUACGGGUCUCUCCGAUGUUCUGCUGCGCGAGCGCUCAACUUUUUUUUUCUCAGCUCUGCGCGGCGCGCGCAACUUUCUUUUAAUACUCAAAGAUAAUAGUCGCGCGACACAACGAAUCGAUAAUGAAAUUCGUUGCCAACGCUUUUAAUAAUCGAUUCUAAUCGAUUUCAUCGAUUCGUUGUUGCAGCCCUAAUAUGUACCUCUGAGAUACAUUUUGCACUUGUAUUGUACUACAGCUCAGAGAUAUACGAUACACUUUGUUGUUAAAUAUAUAAUUAAUGAUAUUCGGAUGUCGUUUUCUCCAAGCUGUACUGACAGCUGAAUUUUUCAUUUAAAUAAGUCAAUAAGAUACAUAGAACAAUACGUUUUCAAUGUGCGAAUGAACUCACUAAUUAUUCCCAAAGAUGAUUGAAAGAUAAAACCUUGACCCUUACGAAACCUGACAGUAAUACAGAAUCCGUACAGUCAAGGAGCAAAACUCCUAUGUCUAUGAGCACAAAGUCAGCCUCACACUAAACAUACUUGUACACUUUACACACAGAAGUAGAUCAAGAUGUCACUUCCUUGCAAUUCCAAUGCAUUGAUUGUCAAAUUACCAAACCCAUUAAACACAGCCCUCAGGUGCCCAAACACAAAACGCACCAAUCAGGUUUAAGCACCGUGCGAUGCAGCAGAGUGAGACGUCACUGCGCUGUCCUCCUCAGUGCAAUGGUCCUCGCGGAGGAGAAAGCCCCGCCCCCUGCGGCGCGUCACCAAAUUGUCCUUGUACAACAAACAACCGGCUGGAUGGAUUUAAAUUAUUUUUAUGUUUUUUCAGAUGUUCGCCUUUAUUAUUUAUGAUCUAUUUAUGAUGAGAACAUCUAAUGAUGUGGGAUCUAGCAGUGUGUUGAUCAUUUAGAGUGUGUAUUAGGAGUGUAAAGCAGUGCGUUGUGCAGGGGGUUUGUACGCACACACACGUGUGUUUUACAAAAUUUUUGCAAACUCAGUGAGGGGUUUUGCUAUAAAUAUUAAAAGUUUUAGAAACUGUGCUACGAGAAUCACAGCUCUUGAGAACAACGUAAAACAAUGUGGUGGUUGUGUAAUAGUGGAAGAGUCUGUGUCUUUAGGGAAGUUGCAGCAGAAAGAUAGACGACGCAAAACAGAAGUGGUCCAAAGGUGAUGUAGAAAGCCAACUUCGGGGAAAAGAGUGAACGCAGUGAGGAAGAGAGAGCUUCGCCUGGACUGAUUCACAGUCGGUCCGCUCACUUCUAGAACAUCAACCCCGGGGAAAAGCAAGGAUGGCGGUUGUGGAGCCAAAGGUUGUGUGCUGCUGUCUGCUGCUCCUCACAGGUGCUGUGAGUCAGGGGCCCAGGGUGGACUAUCGGGAUCCGGCGUGUGCCGUUAGAGGAUCUACUCUCACAAUCCUCUGCUCCUUCACUCCACAGUCCGUCGUCGAAGAUGGAAAACGGGUUCUGGCCGAGAUCGUCAGAGUCGUUUGGUGCCAGAACCAUCAAAUCUGUCACCUCACUACUCCGUCAGUGUACGACAGUGAGUUACGAUACGCACGGGUCAACGACCCUCGUUACCGUUACCUGGGAGACAAGAAGGGAAACUGCACCUUGCAGAUCACAGGUGUGCAGCGGGGAGACAACGCGACCUUUCGCUUCAGAAUGGAAGCGAAAGAGACAAAAAAUCAUUUUACUGGCCGAGGAGUGACAGUGCGAGUGUCCGAUGGAGCUCAGAUGGAGGUGCACAGCUCCACGGACGGACAGUUUAAAAGAGGGGAAGCCGUCACACUGAACUGCACUACAAAGUGCACUUUCCACCAACUGGAGGUCACCUGGCUCAGAGAUGGCCACGCCCUCAAACACACUGGCCCUUCCCUCCACCUUGCCGCCCUGACUGCAAUGGAUUCUGGGAACUACACCUGUCGUUUGAAGAACAACGUUGGCUCAUUAUCCAAAGCCUUUAGUGUGCUUGUAGAGGCUGAAGAGGAAGGAAGCGUUCAGGUGUCUCUAAUAGUCGGCGUGGUGUCUGCUGUCCUGAUGCUCCUCUGCUUCGUCAUCCUGGUCCUUGUCAUCAUCAGACAGAAGAAUCAGUCAGCUGUGAGAGGAGAGGCGGGACCAAAGUACAACCAGGCGGAAGGAGCUCAGCAGCAGGUAGAAGACGUCACCUACGCCCACAUCCAGUUCAGGGCCAGUGGAAGCCAAGCCAGACCGGUGGAGGUGGAGGACGACUCCAUCAUCUACAUCUCUGUAGUUGCUCGGGGCUGAGGUCACAUGACCUGUGAACAUUACGUUGUUAUAACGUCCGAACUGUUCUUUCACUAAACAUUUAAUAAAUAAUGCUUCUGGAUCCAAA
This is a messenger RNA of Pungitius pungitius (ninespine stickleback), 2415 nucleotides long. RefSeq lists its product as uncharacterized. The coding region runs from base 1353 to 2327 and encodes 324 amino acids. The record is from RefSeq and is a predicted model, not a curated record. The transcript has 7 exons. Lineage: Eukaryota; Metazoa; Chordata; Actinopteri; Perciformes; Gasterosteidae.